AUGGCCGCUCACUUCAGGGCCGAGAAGUCUGGCUUUGCUCGAGAAGUUCAGAAGACGCUUAAGAACAAAUUUGAUCCUCACACUGCGGCGAAAACGAUAACGUGGAUCGGUGCCCUGGAGCCGCUGGUACCGAAUCUCCCAGCCCACGUGUUGGAGGCAGUCGGCCAGCUUCCCAAAAAUGCAGAUACCAUUGACUCACCCGACUACUUCGCCUACCUCAAGUCGGGCUUUGUGCUGGGCUACCUCAUGGCCUGUCUGGACGAGGCGCGUGGAAAACAAUUGACCAAAGACAAGGCCUGGACAGUGGCCGUCAAUCCCGUCUUCGAGGCGACCAAGCAACGUGAGCGAAUCGGCCUCUUCCUUAACUUCGCCCGAGCCUAUGGCGUCAGUUCAGCGUGUCUCUUUCAGACGGACCAACUGUACGAGAGCACCGAUCUUGCUCAAGUCAUCAUCUGCCUGGCCUCUCUGGGCAGUGAAGCGCAGGCCAAGCCCGAUUACCGAGGGCCCGAGAAGUUCUGGAUACAGAAGCAUCGUGAAAACAGGCGCCUCUUCACGGAGGAGCAGAUGAGCGACGGUCGCAAGGCAAUCGGCCUCAUGAAUGCCAAUCUCCUGGACUCCACAAAAGUGAACAUCGGCGCCCGCAGACACAUAACCGGCAUGCAUUGA
Molecule: messenger RNA, 666 nt
Organism: Protopolystoma xenopodis
Lineage: Eukaryota; Metazoa; Platyhelminthes; Monogenea; Polystomatidea; Polystomatidae
Source: the annotation of a GenBank genome assembly